Molecule: messenger RNA, 2900 nt
Organism: Drosophila takahashii
Lineage: Eukaryota; Metazoa; Arthropoda; Insecta; Diptera; Drosophilidae
Gene: sv
Product: paired box protein shaven
Biological process (GO): regulation of transcription by RNA polymerase II; anatomical structure development
Molecular function (GO): DNA-binding transcription factor activity, RNA polymerase II-specific; RNA polymerase II cis-regulatory region sequence-specific DNA binding
Source: RefSeq, a predicted model, not a curated record
CGUACGCUUCAAGAUCCACCUGAAACUCGCGUUGUUUCGUGGACUCAUAGCCAACAGGUGGAACGCGCUGUCUUUUUUACCUGUCAAGUAUCGUAUUGACUGAAAGUGUCUAAGAUUCGUAAUUUGAGUGAUAUCCAGAAAAGUGAUUUGGAAUUCGUUUUUCAAAGCUUUCAAUACUAAGAAAGUUUAGUCCUUUAUAUUAUAUUAUAUUAUAUUAUACUACUUUCAAUGCUUUAAAACGUUAAAAAAUACAAAAAGCGGACAUAAGAAAUUCAUUACUUUCACAUUUUUGGCAGCUCUGAUGCUCAUAAUGGAUAUGCAGACAUCGUCACAUCUUAGCCAUGGGCUCGGGACACUCUCUCAUCAGCUUCAACACCGUAUUAUACACCAGCCGCAGAUUCUUCACAGUACACAAGACCAAACACUGAAUACAAGUACAGGCCAGCAUGAGCACGAUCACCAACAUUUGCAACACCAUAUCCUGUCUCAACAGCAUCAGGGCGUUUCACCGACUUUACACACUUUGCAGAGCACGUCGACAGGUGAUAGCCUAAGCAGUGCUAUUAACCCCAAUCAAAAUCAGCAUGAUCAUCAACAUCAUGCCGGUAGUAGUAACGUGUAUACCUCACCACACAUGGAAGAUAAGUCAAAAGUGAACAAGUUUGACGAAUAUUCAAACAGAAUAUUAGGCACCAUAUCGGACACAAAUACGCCACCAUCCGCUAAUAAUUUCAUGUCACAGGCCCAAGGCGUCGAAUGGAUGACAGCAAUGAAUGAUGUGCAAAACGGGGCAGAAGACUCACACAGUUCGCAAGGCAGUAUUUCUGGCGAUGGUCAUGGAGGAGUUAAUCAACUUGGAGGCGUAUUUGUUAAUGGGCGUCCUCUACCCGAUGUCGUUCGUCAGCGUAUUGUGGAGCUCGCGCACAAUGGUGUCCGCCCAUGUGACAUAUCACGCCAGUUACGCGUGAGCCAUGGUUGUGUUUCCAAGAUACUAUCAAGAUAUUACGAGACUGGUAGUUUUAAGGCCGGUGUUAUUGGCGGCUCCAAACCAAAAGUGGCCACCCCGCCAGUGGUAGAUGCAAUAGCCAACUAUAAACGCGAAAACCCCACGAUGUUCGCUUGGGAGAUACGAGAUCGGCUUUUGGCAGAAGCUAUAUGCUCUCAGGAUAAUGUUCCCAGUGUUUCUUCUAUAAACCGCAUUGUGAGGAAUAAAGCCGCAGAGAAAGCCAAACAUGUCCAUCAUCACCAACAGCAUCAUGUGCCCCAGGGUCUCGGUGGAGGACACAUAGCCACAGAAAGUCUUGAUAGCAGCACUGGAACGAACGGCGAGCCGCAGCCACCGAGUAAUGGAACUAGCAAUAGCAGUGCUAAUUCGGCAAACACAAACGUUUCUGCGGCGGCGAUUGCGCCUCACGCUUCAAUUCCGACGUCGGGCACUGAUUCUGUCCAAGUUCCAGUCGGUCAAAUCAAUGCCAACACCAAUGACACCAGCAAUGGAAAUAUCAACUCAACGACUGAACAACGAACGACUGGAUAUAGCAUUAAUGGAAUAUUAGGUAUACAACAUGGACACCAUUCUCACAACAAUAAUAACAACAGUAGCGUCAACAACAACAAUAAUGCAGAUCCCACCAAUUGUAAACGUAAAAGAAUCGAAGCCCAUGAUGAGAACCGUGACACAAAUAUACAUUCCGAAGAUGAUGGCAAACGGCAACGAAUGGGAUACAGUGGCGAUCAACUUUACCCAAAUAUUUGGUCAGGAAAAUGGUGUAUUAAGGAUGAACACAAACUGCUUGCCGAAUUAGGCAAUUUGACAACAGGCAGCGGAAACUGCGCAGCAUCAUAUUAUGAGGCUCCAAACGGAUUUGCAACAAACUCAAUAUCAGGAGCUGGCCCGACACCAUCUAGCAGUGAUGCGUCUAUGUUGUACGAUAGUAUUGCAACGAUUUCGCAAACCCAAAGCUCACUGUAUACACCGACAAUAGGACCUUCAAUUGGAGGCAGUUCGCUUACACCUUUAGUCCCUAUAAGCAUGCAUGAAAUGAAGCUUAGUGCGAAUUCAAUGCAGGAACAGACAAUCGCUCCCUUUUACACAGCAUUUGACGGAAACUAUUCAUCUAUGGAAAACGGCACCUCAUCAGUCGGACAAGGAAACAUUAAUGUGCCAGAAAGCUCCGAUCCGGCCGAUCCUUGCACAAUUAGCACUAGGAUUGUGCAAAACCACUCGGAAACUAAUAGUAACAGUGUUAAGGUGGCUCAGUCGCACAGUGAGGGGGGCAGAGAAGAAACCAGUAAGGAAUCUGUCAAACAAAAUACCAAUUCGGAUGCCAGUGAUCAUAUUCCUUUGCCACAUCUACAUCAUAUAGCAGAAGAACAGUUGAUAAGAGGAAACCGACGCCCCCAUUUAAACACUAUUACGCACCCAUCUUCCCUUAUACUUCUGCAGCCGUCAGCCUCGUCACUUAGUGUCCACGACGAUCGAUCAGACGUUGAACCCAAUCUGCGUAAUAAUGUAGGCCUUUAUUCAACGCCUACAGUGCUACCAAGUUUUAAUCACUACUCCGCAGGCUGUAGCUCAGUUGUGCCCAGCACAGAUUAUGCCUACAACCCCGCCUAUACACAAUAUGGAGGCGCAUACGGAUCGUAUGCCCCGUAUGGGGCUGGCGGCGGCCUGAUAAAUUCAUCCUACUACUACGAAAGCGGACAAACUCAGUCGGCAUUAACGCAAGACCUGGUCAGGUCACCUUUAGCUGCAACACGCGCGAACUCUCUAGCAUCCGCUGCAUCGCCAGGAAGCGGAAGUGCGUGCACAAAAUCAGAAUCCUCUGACAUUUUUCUUGUUUAAUGUAGACUUUACUGCCCGUGCUUUAAGUACUCGCAGCAUAAUUUAAUUAUACAGG